This is a messenger RNA of Colletotrichum aenigma, 2139 nucleotides long. RefSeq names its product Nitrate reductase [NADH] 1 (gene NIA1). NCBI's taxonomy places the organism in Eukaryota, Fungi, Ascomycota, Sordariomycetes, Glomerellales, Glomerellaceae. The record is from RefSeq and is a predicted model, not a curated record. The coding region runs from base 1 to 2139 and encodes 712 amino acids. The transcript is spliced from 3 exons. Gene Ontology annotation, molecular function: molybdenum ion binding; oxidoreductase activity.
AUGGAGACCUCGUCAACUUUGAAGAUAUUAUCAGGGCCCAAGAGAAUCUUAGUCUCCGCCAUCCAGGGAACCGAAUGGGUCAAGUACAGACAGAAGUGGCCCGCGAAGCUGGAAGCGGAAAAGAAAGCAAAAAAGAAAGACGCCGGCAAGGAGAAUGGAGAAGACGGGCAUUGUGACAGCCAGAAUCAAAAUGGCCAUGAUGAGACUAAUUCGGAUAAGAACGGACACCAGGACGAAGAAGGCCAAGAGAAGCCGGAAAACAAGUACUCCCACCACGAGCUUGCGCUUCUUCGGGGACUGGAACACGAGAGCGACUACAUCAAGAAGCUUGAAACUAACGACGGAAAACGGGAGUCUCCUCAAAAAAGCCACCGAGAGCACAUUGCCAUAGACGAAGCCGACCAAUUCACCCCUGACAACUGGCUCCCGCGCAGUCCUGAGCUUACUCGCCUCACUGGGAAGCAUCCCCUCAACGCCGAGCCCCAGCUCACGAAGCUCUUCGACGCGGGGCUGAUAACGCCGAAUGAGCUACACUACGUCAGGAACCAUGGCCCCGUCCCUCGCCUUCUUUGGGAAUACCACACCCUCGACGUGGAGAACGGCAGACUCGUCCUGACAAUGGACCAGCUCAAGAACAAUUUUGACACGGUCAACAUCCCAGUCUACCUCGCCUGCGACGGCAACCGCCGAAAGGAGCUCAACCUCAUCCGCAAGUCCAAGGGCUUCAACUGGGGCGCCGGCGGAGGUAGCUGCGCCUACUGGAAGGGUCCCCUCCUCAGAGACAUCCUCCUCGCAGCCGGAACCCUCGACGAACUCAGCAAAACCAAGCGAUACUGGGUCAACCUCGAAGGCGCAGACGAGCUAAGCGAAGGGAAAUACGCCACCAGCAUCCCCUUCGACUACGCCAUGGACCCGAUGAAUGACGUCCUCCUCGCCUACGAGAUGAACGAUGUCCCCCUGCCCCCCGACCACGGCUACCCCGUCCGGCUCAUCGUCCCGGGCUACGUCGGCGGGCGCAACGUGAAAUGGCUCAAGCGCAUCUGGAUCUCCGAGACGGAGAACGCCUCGCACUACCACAUCUGGGACAACCGCGUGCUGCCGUCCUUCAUCACCUACAUGGAGAGCGCCCUCGCGGAGACCAUGUUCCGGCACCCGAGCACCGCGUGCAACGAGCAGAACCUCAACUCGGUCAUCGUGUGCCCUGAGCAGGGCGAGAGGAUCAGCCUCGCGGACGCGCAGGGGAGCAAGGUGUACCGCGUCCAGGGGUUUGCGUACGACGGCGGCGGGCAUGAGGUGCAGAAGGUGGAGGUGUCGCUGGACGGCGGGGAGACGUGGUUGUACUGCAUCUGCGAGUUCCCCGAGGCGCCGAUCCGGCAUGGGAAGAAGUUCUGGACGUGGCUGCAUUGGCAUGUGGGUGUGCCGCUGGCGCAUCUGAUCCAGGCGAGGGAGAUCAAGGUGCGCUGCUUUAAUGUGUUUAAGAACACCCAGCCCGAGAAGCCGGCAUGGAAUCUGAUGGGGAUGAUGAAUAACUGUUGGUAUGCGGUCAAGUCGGAGAUUGUGGGGGCGGAGGAAGAAGGGGGUGCUGCUUGUGUGUUGUUCCGGCAUCCUGUUGAGCCUGGGACGGGGGAGGGAGGGUGGAUGAAGCCUAGUGUGGUGAACCAGGUGGAGGCGGCUAAGCGUGAUGCUGGGACGCCGCAGAAGCAGUUUACGAGAGAGGAGAUUGAGAAGCAUGACAAGGAGGAUGACUGCUGGAUUGUCGUGGAUGGAAAGGUGUAUGAUGCAACGUCGGUUAUGGCGUGGCAUCCUGGAGGUAAGGCGCCGAUUAUGGCGCAUGCUGGAAGGGUGCACCAGGAGGCGACGGAGGAGUUUGAGAGUAUUCAUGAUGGGUUCGCCUAUGAGAAGUUGACCGAAUGCUUGCUCGGUGUUGUCACCGACAAGGCCAAGAACUUCAUUAAGAAGAAUGCCGAAAAGGCAGCGGCCGAGAAAGCCAAGGACAACAGCAACGAGAAGCGGGCGCUGCAAAAGCACAAAUGGAUUCCAACCAAGCUUAUCAACCGCAAGGCGCUUUCAGACGAUACAUUCUCCUACACCUUUCAACUACCAGACCAUCAAGCAGUUCUGGGACUGGGAACUUGCUAG